AUGGGGCCCACCGACGUCACCACUUCCAGCAGUGUACUGACCGUGAGCAGCACCAUCUCGACUUUUCGCAGAGUCUUCAAUCCUCGUAUCCUGCUGUGGACGGAGCCUGGCACGAAACGGCUCGUUGAAGGCACACACUUGCCAGCCUCAGGAGAAAGUGCUUUGCGGUACUGUUCCUUUCCAGUGCGAGAUUCCUUGCCUCGAGACCCGUUCGAAAACUUGCUGCUGAGCUGUUACGUUACCAAGGACCGUUCUCUGCUCGAACUAAGCGACGCCGUGGUAUUUGACGCCUCAGCCAUUCACGCCACGCUUCCUCCUGAGUUCCGGGAUCCGAGACAGGUUUGGGUUUUCUGGACGCACCGCGGCAGCGUUCCUACGAAAGAUCUCGGUACGAUGACUGCCGACUCAUUUAAUUGGACCAUGGCACGCCGGACGGAUGCCGACGUCGUCAUACCCUUCGGCAACUGGACAAUAAGUGACAAGCCUGCUUCAAGUGACUAUGUUAGGAAGGAGCAAAUCAAGAAGGGCACCGCUCUUUUCUUCACCAGUGAUUGUGAUGACGACGACACAAACCAUGUACUCAAGGACGUGAUGGGAGCCCUGGAAGGCGCGAUGAUGCACAGCUGCGGCGUCACCCAUUGUGGCUGGUUUCAGAUGUGCCUGGCCGAGUACGCGAAGGACUUCUACUUCUUGCUUGUCCCGGAGUCGUCGGGCUGCUACGAGCACCCAUUGGAGGCAAUUUACGAUGCCUUAAGGGUUGGACUGGUGCCAGUCUACUUCGGGAACAAGGAGUUGAAAGGCCUACCUGAGCAUUCGUUUGUGUAUGCGCUUGCUCUGAUGCCUUCGCAGAAUAUUACCAGCUAUCUGAAGGCGCUGAUGGACGAUCUUGACUUGUACAGUGACUUCUUCAAGUGGAAAGAAACGUACGCGCUUAGCCGCCGUGACGACCUCUGCUAUCUGUGCGACUCGCUGCGAGCCCCUUUUGAGAAGCGCAGCGCUGACGUCCUGUCCUGGUGGAAGAAGACCAACCUGUGUCCACUAGAUCACAAAUACAAUCAGGCACAUAGCCGCCCUCAUGAUGCAUACAUGCUCUGAGAAGAACGCAAGCUUCUCUUUGAUGGCCGGAAGCCUUUGAAUCUUGGAAGAGACUGCGAA
Dermacentor andersoni is the source of this 1155-nucleotide messenger RNA. RefSeq names its product alpha-(1,3)-fucosyltransferase C-like. Gene Ontology annotation, molecular function: fucosyltransferase activity. Lineage: Eukaryota; Metazoa; Arthropoda; Arachnida; Ixodida; Ixodidae. Gene Ontology annotation, cellular component: membrane. The record is from RefSeq and is a predicted model, not a curated record.